AUGGUAAAAAAUCGAAGAACUAUUUUAGCGUUUGAUGAUACAUUAUCACAAGUUCCAUCAUUAAGUUUAGAUACAAAAAUUGUUGUGCUUGCCAUGUCAUGGUCACAAAAAUUCCAAACAUUAUACUUAUCAGGUAAUUUUGGCUGGGUUCGUGCUUUAGAAGUUCAUGCUCAUACUUCCAUUUCAGGCACAGCUUGUGAAUGGGAAGGAAAAUGGACAACAAGACAUAAUUCUCAGUGGAUGAAUCAUUUAGUAUGUGAUGACACUAAAGAAAUCCUAUUUGGUGCAUCAGGAACAGAUGUUUACAUCAUGUCGAUGAACGAUGGCAGCUUAUUACAGAAAUUUAAUACAGGUCAUAAAGCGAAUAUCUCAGGAAUCAGCUAUUCUCCUGAGCACUUGAUGUUUUUCACCGCAGCUACAGAUGGCAUAGUCAAGACCUGGCAAGUUUUCGAGAAAAGCGCUCUCAAUACCCAAACGAUUGACCAAGUUCGGCUUGGACCAAUACAUUUGAUCAUAGAUUCCAUGUCAAUCAUCACAGUAUCCCACGAAAGAGUCAUCCGCCGCUACAAUAUGAUGACAGGAAACCUCAUUGGCUCAUAUAACCUCGAGCCAUCUGUUCCAUUAGACAUGAAAAACGUAGAAGCGGCCAUAGACUUACAAUCCGCAAUGACCUACAAGACAGAGAAGAAGUCCUGGGUUUUCCAAAGCGAAGGCGGCAUAAUCAGGCAGUUCCAAGCCUGUUUUGCUCCGAAAGAACUUUCAAUUUGUUCAGAUGCUGUUGUUUCAAUUUUGGUCGACCACAAUGGUAAAAUUUUUGCUCUGUCGAAGACCAACAUCAUCCACCAGUUGUACGCUGACACCCAUGAAUCAACUGUCUACGAUUUGGAUACAAUGCCAAUUGCUAACACUGGAAAACCACAUACUAUUUCUGUUCCUGUUUCCGAAAUGGUUUUACACAAAGGAAUAAUUUACGUUGGUUUUUCGAACGGAGAAAUCAAAUGCUUUAAUACAAAUAACAAGCAACUGUUCGAAAUGAAUGAACCAACACUUGGUAACAGAAUAGACUCAAUGCUGCCUCUUGAAAACGUAAUGACAGUUAGACAUUCUUAUUGCAAAAAAUGUAAAAAAGUGACAACUUUAUUAUUCACUUCCACAAGUAAUGGCGGCAUUGUUAUGCAUUGUCCAACAUGCUGGGAUUAUAUUGGCAGCUGGAAGAUCUCAAAUAUCGGAAUGCUCCACAUGGAAAGGACUCCUGACGGUAAAUACGUCAUCGGAUUGGAAGAUGUUGUAAUUCAUAUUUAUAAGGUUAAUGAACAAUAUUUUGAAGAAGUUUUCACAUUGAAAUUGGACGAAUUCGAGAUCGCUCAGACCUUCAAGUUCGCAACUAACAGUUUAUUAGUUGUUUGCCUAGAUAACGGUAAAGGAAAAGUCUAUGAGUUACAAGAAGAUUUGCAUGGAAAUCCAACUUUGACACUUUUGCAUAAUAUGAAACUCCAUAAUUCUCCAUUUACUUCUAUCAUUUCUUCCAUGGAUCUACUCAAAUUCGAAGGCGGAUUGGAGCUAAUUAAGAAAGAAAAUCUUGAAGGAUAUGUCUGUUCUUUGGGAACAAAUGAUACAUUAACAAUAGCUGAUUGUAUCACAGGUAUUGUCCAAUACACGAAAGACACUCCAAAACACACAACAAACCAUGAAAUGGCAUUUAUUUUAGCAGGAAAAUUAAUGAUAGUUUUGGGUGUUGAUCAAAAUAUUCGGUUAUUGGAUUGGCCUGAUUUCCAAAGAAUUUAUCCUUCUCCACCACAUACUCCGAAGAAAGAAGAAGAGGAAGAUAAGAAAGAGUUAUCAAGUGAAGAAGAAGAUGACGAUGUUGUUCCUUUCUUCCAACAAACAACGAAUAACAUGAAAAACAAUUAUUUCAGUUCUUCAUCUUCAAGUUCUCAAGAGCAUUUCAAUUUGGAGUCAGGAGAAAACAACUUGAACAAUGUAAAUAAUGAACCAAUAUUGAGAUAUCCUGAUAUUCCUCCUGGAGGAAGAAAGAGAAUGGACUUGAUUUUCGAAGACGGACAUCCGAAAAUUGUCGUUGAAGGUGAAGAAACUUAUACUUUUAAUUUGGAUUCUCGUCCUUCUGUUGGAGAAUUGAUAGCUGCUCCUCAAUCUGAUAUAGACGCAGUGAUGCAGCACAACGCAAAUAUUAUUAAGAAACUCAUUGCUAAUGAUCCAAGAGUUGCUGCUGCUUUCCAACCACAAAAGAAAAUCAAAAGAAUCAGAGCGAAAAAAGUGGAAAAUGUCGAUGAAGAAUUCUUUUAUUCGUUCUUUUUGACGUUGGAUGUCAAAUCUGUUCCAAAAGAAGUAUUCCAAGAGAUGCACAGGAAGAGGCUUGAGAAACAGAGUGCCAGGAAAUCCAUUAAAUCUAUCUCUUCGUCAUCAGCAAGAACAGAAAACUCUCAAGAAGAAAAUGAAAGUGAUGAAAUAGAAGUUGUCAGAAAAAUUAAGCCAAUAAAGAAAAUUGGCAACAGAAAAACUCGUGAAAAUAAGAAGAAACAAAGAGUUUUCGAGAUCGAACUAGAAGAUGGAACAAUAGUACAAACAAAUGAACUAACAGCUGAUAUCCUUGCAAACUUAGCAAAUUCAGAAGUCAAUGAUCCAACAAGAGUGGCUUACAACGCAAGUAACAUAAAUGUUCCAGGAAAAAUCUUCCAAAAAGCUCUGAAAGGUCUCAAAAAAGUAUCAGAAAACAAAGCCAAAAAGCCAAUUAUUCACUUGACACAACAAGUAGCUUUGCCAAUCCAAACAAUCAUGCCAAAUGGUGUCUACAUUGGUGGUUCCGAAGCGAGACAUUUCCACAACACAAAACCAACAUUUUAUGAUGAUUGGAUUCCUCCGAAACAACCAAAACCAUAUUCCCAAUCAAUGAGUGGAGCUGAUUUCAUGCAUUGGGAAGGAGUAAGGUUCCACAAGAGGCCUGAGCAUCAUGGAUUCAUUAAGAACAUCUCGUUGAGUGAACAAUAUUUUGAUAUCAAUGAAUACGAUGAAUACGAAGAAGAAGAGGAAGAAGAAGAAACAUUGGAAUCAAUCCAGAAAAGAAGGAAUUUUGUCAACAACAUUUUCGAUAGAAGGAGACAUUCAAACCUUACAAAUAUCGAAGAAUUCGAUCAGGCAUCAGAUGAAUUCGAUCCUUCUGGAUACGAACCAAUAAAAGAAGAAAUAUUCCCUGCAUUGAAAGAAGCAAAAUCAAAUGAAAAUGUUGUCGAAGAAAAGGCUGAUACAUUUGGAGAAGAACCAAUAUUGUCAAAUACAACAAAUGAUGUCAAAGCAUCGAGUCAGAUCCAGCUAAUCAACACUUCAUUGUUUGAUCAGUGCAAUGACUCUUCCGCGAGUUUGUUUUCGAUGUCCGGAUUGAACAUUUUCGAUAACAACAACCAAAGAGCACAAAAACUCGUAAAUGAAUCUCCUUCUUUGAAGAUAUUGAGUGAUAUAUACGGAGCAAGUGAUAAUCCACUGGCUGAUCUCAUAAAGAAUGCUCCGCCAAUGUCAGCAGAUGAUAUACAGAACUUGCAACUCAACAAACUUGGUCCUCUUCCUGAAUGGACACCUUUAGCUGAUACAAUUCCAAUGGAAUCGAGUGGUCCUCAGGAAUUGCAUGGAUUCACAGUUGCUGGUGUUGCCAAUCCUAAUUAUGGUAAGGGAAGACCUCGAUCUCCUCCUUCUGGAUUGUUUACUUUGAAUGAUAUCAAUAAUUCUUUGAAUGUUGGCAAAAACUUUUUGCCGAUGAUUUCUGAGAAUUCCCAAGAAGAUUUCUUGUUGGAUUCUAUAACAGAAGCAAGUUACGGAAACGAGGAUAUUGAGCCAUUGGAUUCUCCUUCUUCUGUUGCUUCAUUCCAGAGUUCUAUUCUCGCAAAGAAACCUCCAACACCUCCAAAACCAAAGUCGGCAUCAGUUCUCCAAGUUGAAGAACAUUUGAAGAGAAAUGACUUCGCUGCUUUGAGAGAAGUACUUGAUGAAGUUGGAUUGAUAGAAGACAACACGCUGGUCGACCAACCAAAGUGGCAACCAACAAUUAACUUCUUGAGUUUCCACCAGAAAGCUCUUUCCAACAAUUCUUCGACUGUUUCUUUGUUGAGUCAUCAUUCUUCGAAGCACAAUGAUGAAGAAGAAGACAGGAACUCUGCAAUUCCUGAAACAAUUCCUGAUGAAACAACUGAAAUACAGAACCUUCCUUCCCAAGUUUCUACUGCUUCUCGCGGAAGUUUCUCCAGUCUUCCUUACGAGGCGCAGACAAUCGAAGACAGCGAUGGAUCUUCACACACAGUCAGCGGACUCAUUCCUGAAAACAAGCCGGAAAUCAAAUUGCCUGAUUCUCCGAAACAAGAACCAUUAAACAGGAAAUCAAGUGAUUUGAACAUGAUUUCUGAAGCUGACGAAUUACCUCCACCAAUCAUGGAACAGAUCAAUGAAGAUGAUGAAUCAAUGACACAUGAAUCAGUUGAAAACAUUGCGGAAACUAAAUCAGACGAAUCAGGAAUCAUUCAAGAAGAAAAAGAAGAAAAACAUGAAGAGGAAGAACAUAAAGAAGAAGAGAAUCAUGAAGAAGAAAAGAAAGAAGAGGAAGAAGAUUCUGAUGUUGACAUUGAUGGAGAGAUAGAAAGAAUGUCUCAACAAUCACAAGCGAAAUAUGAUUUAGAACAGAAACUGAAACAAGAAGAGGAAGAAGAAGAAAAACACGAAGAAAAAAUCGAGGAAGAAGAAGAAAAAAAACAAGAAGAACCAAAAGAAGAAAAGAAACAAGAAGAGGAAGAAGAAGAAUACGUCGAAGAAGAAGAAAUAACUGAAUACCAAACAGACACUCAGACAUAUCAAACAGAACAAACAAAUGUUACUGAAGAAGAAGAAGAAGUUGAAGAAGAAAAGCAUGAACAACAAAAAAUUGAGGAAGAAGAAGAAAAACGUGAAGAACCUGAAGAAAAGAAAACAGAGGAAGAAGAAGUCAAAGAAGAAAAGAAACAAGAAGAGGAAGAAUCAGAAAAUGAAGAAGAAGAUUAUCAAACAACUUCAACAGAAUUGUCUUCAACAACUUCUGAAGAUUUGAGUAACUUGGAACAAGCACAAAACGAUCUAAACAACGUCUUAUCAAAACAAGAAGAACAAAAUCAAGUUGAAGAAAGACAAACUCCUGAUUUAAACAUCCCUCAAAAUGAUCCUUUGAUAACAAUAACUUCUCACAGAAGUCAGCAGUCAAGUGAAGCACAAACACCUAAACUACAGAUCGCAGAAGAAAUAGGAGAUGUCGAUCUCGCUAAAAUGAAUGCAAAACAAGCAAAGAAAAGACCUCCAAGAUCAAGAAACAAUGAAAAGGUUGAAAAAGUUGAAAAAAGUGACAAGAAAUUAUCAAAGAAAGGAACAAAACUCACUGCAAGCAAGAAAGACUUGAGGGGCUCCAAGAAAUCAGUAGAUCACUUCGAUACAAGUGAUCAUAACAACAAAUUAACGAAAGGAAUCACAAUGGAAAGCAUUCAUUCGGAUGAUUCAAAUGAAGAAGAAGAAACUGGACAAUUACAAAAAGAUCAGAUCACAAACAAGUCAAAGGAACAAUUACCAAUUACAAAAGACCAGCCUGCAACGAAAUUAAGUCGUUCCAAUCGUAGUUCAGCACAAAAUUCGACAUCAAAUGUUUCCGUUGAAUCUGUUUCGAAAGUUAAAGCUGUUGCAGGAAACAGAGGCCAAGGAAAGCAAAGGAGAACUAUUGGAAGAAAGAACAAUGAUGAGAAGAUUCCUUUCGAUAAUACAAUCUCAUCUAUCACUGAAGAAGAAGGUCCUGAUCAACCUCCUGAAACUCUCAAGAAAAAAGUUGUCAAAAAGAAAGUUGUCAAGAAAGAAGAACCAAAGGAUUCUCCUCUUGUCAACAGAAAGGACCAACAGAGGAAGGAGGAAGAGGAACUCCUUGCAAAGUUAAUGGCAAAUACAACGGAAAUGAAUAUAACAGCAGAUUUGUCUUCUUUAGGAAUUACUGGACAAAAACAAGUUGUUAAAAUCGAAAAACAGAAAAGUAGAUCUCUUUCUUCACGUAUCAACUUGGAUGAUCCUCCUGAAUCAUUGAAGAUUAUCAAUGAGAGAGAAUCAAAUGAACGUCCGAAAGAGAAAUUCCCGAAUUACACAAUAAUAAGAAACAAAUCUUCAAACGAUUUGCUUUCGAAGAAAGAAUUCGAAAGGCCAAGACUGAGAAUGAUGGCUGAGUACGAGACAAGCUUGGCUCCUAAGGCAUUCAACUCUUUCUAUGCUCCUUCAUUGUGGGAGAGAAGAAGAGGAGUCUUAAGAAGAAAUUCCAUUAUUUAA
Molecule: messenger RNA, 6327 nt
Organism: Trichomonas vaginalis G3
Lineage: Eukaryota; Parabasalia; Trichomonadida; Trichomonadidae
Product: chitin-binding type-2 domain family
Exons: 1
Coding region: 1-6327 (2108 amino acids)
Molecular function (GO): protein binding
Source: RefSeq, a predicted model, not a curated record